UAAAAUAACCUUUAAAUUAACUAAUAGUCAUGUAUAAGUAUAUAUAUAUAUAUAUAUAUAUCAAAAUUUAAGUAGCAUACAAACGUGGUGAAAAUACGUUAAAUAUUAAUAAAUUUUUAAACAAAUGCAAAAAUUUAAAAAAGAUCCGUAAUUCAAAAUAGUAAUAUGGCGACAACAAUUUACAAAUUCGAGUAAAUUAUAUCGCACAUAUCUGCUUAUAGAGAAUUAUGGCUGUUUCAAUCAAUGAAAUUUGUGAAAAUACCAAACUGGCUCGUGAAAUGGCUUUAACUGGAAACUAUGAUACAUCUGGAGUUUAUUAUCAAGGCGUUGUUCAACAAAUUCAUCGAUUACUUGCAAAUAUUGCAGAUGCUACCCGGAAAGCUAAAUGGCAACUUGUACAACAUCAAAUUGUUCAAGAAUUUGAAAAAGUAAAAGCAACUUCAAAUACUUUACAACUUUUUAAAGUUGAUACGCACGGAGAAAGAUUAUUAGGUACUUCAUGCUUAUCAUUUGAAGAACCUACAAGAGAUCCAACUUUAUGGACUUAUAACAAUUCAGACAGUUCAUGGAAUCAAACACCUGCAAGAGAUCCAGAUGUAUGGCCACCUUUAACACCUGCUGAACAAAAAAAUAUUAAACCAUUAAAAAAUCAAUCAAAACAACAAAAUAGAACAAGUAUACGAAAAUCUGUAACUACUGGAAAAAGAUCAGAUACCAAAGCAAUGGUUAAAAAAGAUGAUAGAAAAGUACAAAAAAAAGAUGAUGUAAACAAAGAAAAAUUGGAAACUGAAAAAAUAGAUAUAGAAGUAGAGGAACGUAAAUUUGAACCAUCUGGAAAUGAUAGAGAUUUGGUUGAUUUAUUAGAAAGAGACAUUGUUCAAAAAAAUCCAAAUAUUCAUUGGGAUGAUAUAGCUGAUUUGCAUGAAGCAAAACGAUUAUUAGAAGAAGCUGUUGUUCUUCCAAUGUGGAUGCCAGAUUUUUUUAAAGGGAUUCGUCGCCCUUGGAAAGGAGUACUUAUGGUUGGUCCACCAGGAACUGGAAAAACAAUGUUAGCAAAAGCUGUAGCUACUGAAUGUGGAACAACUUUUUUUAAUGUAUCAUCUUCUACACUUACUUCAAAAUAUAGGGGAGAAUCAGAAAAACUUGUUCGUCUCCUUUUUGAAAUGGCUAGAUUUUAUGCUCCUAGUACCAUCUUCAUUGAUGAAAUUGAUUCUUUAUGCUCUAGAAGAGGAUCUGAAUCUGAACAUGAAGCUUCACGACGAGUAAAAUCUGAACUUUUAGUUCAAAUGGAUGGUAUAAGUUCCAAUAGUGAAGAUCCAAGUAAAGUGGUAAUGGUAUUAGCAGCUACAAAUUUUCCAUGGGACAUUGAUGAAGCUCUUCGAAGACGAUUGGAAAAACGUAUUUAUAUUCCGCUACCAAAUCGUGAAGGUAGAGAAGCAUUACUGAAAAUUAAUCUACGUGAAGUAAAGGUAGAUUUAUCUGUAAAUUUAGCAGAUAUUGCGAAAAAAUUAGAAGGUUACUCUGGUGCAGAUAUUACAAAUGUUUGCAGAGAUGCAUCUAUGAUGUCUAUGCGAAAAAAAAUUGCGGGCUUAAAACCUGAUCAAAUAAGACAAUUACCGAAAGAAGAAUUAGAUUUACCUGUAUCUGCUGCAGAUUUUGAUGAAGCUGUUGAAAGGUGUAACAAGAGCGUUUCUCAAGAAGAUUUAGAAAAAUAUGAAAAAUGGAUGAGUGAAUUUGGUUCUUCUUGAUACCAUUCUACUCAAAAAAUAUAAAUUCACAAAAAG
This is a messenger RNA of Apis florea (little honeybee), 1784 nucleotides long. It is a transcript of the gene Kat60, whose product is annotated as katanin p60. Gene Ontology annotation, cellular component: microtubule cytoskeleton. Gene Ontology annotation, molecular function: ATP binding; microtubule severing ATPase activity; ATP hydrolysis activity. Gene Ontology annotation, biological process: microtubule severing. NCBI's taxonomy places the organism in Eukaryota, Metazoa, Arthropoda, Insecta, Hymenoptera, Apidae. The record is from RefSeq and is a predicted model, not a curated record.